UUCUCCGUGUACUUUCUGGAUCGUUAACGAAUGAUAUUCACAAGUACGGUUAGUCCGUCGCUGAGAAUCGGCCUUCGAUUACUCUGCGCGUGGCCGGACAUGCGAUACGUCGUCGUUCGCCGACUAGUUUUCAUGUCGAGCUUAAUUGUGGUGCAGUACUUUCAAUAUCUAUACCUAUUCGCGCACUUCAAGCUCGACGAGGUGCAGGAUCUUAUGGACAACUUGCCGACAACUUUAGAAUUUAGUUUAUCGGCUGUCAAGCUGAUGACUCUUUGGACAAAUCGUCGCGUUGUUCGCGAAAUACUGACUGGCAUGGACACAGAUUGGCGUGAGUGCGUGAACGUCGAUCAACAUUUGCACUUGAUGACGGCGAAAGCCAGUGUCGCGCACUUUUUCUCGAAUGCUUUGUUCAGUUUCAACAUAUUUGCUGCUGCGAUUUACUACAUCGGCAAUAACGCGAUUGCAAUCGUACAACAGUCAGAGGGAGACAAUGAUACCACGCGACCGUUUCCUAUGAAGAUACUCUUUCCCUUUGACACAGAUCAAUCGCCGAUCUAUGAGCUACUCUUCGCCGCCUUGUUUGUGCACGCUAUGUUUAACAUGUUAACGGUUACUGUUGUAAACUCGCUGAUUUUUACUCUGGUACUUCAUGCGAGCGGACAAAUCGAUAUCAUAUGUCAAGAGUUUAAAGCUUUCUCCGAGAACGUAUCCUAUUGCGGAUCUUCUGGGCAUAAUAUAGGAAUAAUGAUCGAAAAACACAAUAAAAUCAUCUCAUUUUCGGAGAAUGUCAGUAAGCUUUUCUCCUUGGUAGCUUUAAUACAAAUUCUUUUGAAUACCACAGUUAUUUGCGCCCUAGGAUUUGUCCUUAUGGCAUCUGGUAAAGAAAUUGGUAUCGGUCUAUUAAAAACCAUAUUCGCCUAUAGUGCUAUAGUAAUGGAAGUUUUUCUCUUUUGCUUUGUUGGAGAAUACCUAAGUCUUAAGAGUAAAUCACUCGCCGAUGCAGCGUACAAUUCUUUGUGGUAUAAUAUGACUCCUAAACGGAGUAAAAAUUUAUUAUUCGUAAUUAUGAGAUCUCAGAAACAACUGAAUAUCACGGCAGGAGGAAUGACUAAUUUAUCGUUAGAGGCCUUCGCGAGUAUCAUGAAAGCGUCAGCGUCAUAUGUGUCUGUCUUGUAUGCAAUGUAUUGAUAUCACUAUAAAUCUUAGCAGGUCCACGUUGAACCUAAAUGGCGUAAAUAGUACACGAAUGUUUAGAAAUUGUUAUUUAU
Messenger RNA from Odontomachus brunneus, 1268 nucleotides. Its product is annotated as odorant receptor 13a-like. Lineage: Eukaryota; Metazoa; Arthropoda; Insecta; Hymenoptera; Formicidae. The transcript is spliced from 6 exons. The record is from RefSeq and is a predicted model, not a curated record. The coding region runs from base 31 to 1188 and encodes 385 amino acids. Gene Ontology annotation, cellular component: plasma membrane. Gene Ontology annotation, molecular function: odorant binding; olfactory receptor activity. Gene Ontology annotation, biological process: sensory perception of smell; detection of chemical stimulus involved in sensory perception of smell.